AUGGUUUCCGAUGGCGAGGCAUCCUUUUUUAAGGGUAUGCUGCUUGGGAGCAUUUCCUGUGUUUUGAUAACUUUGUUUGGCCAAAUUAACAUUCCACACGAAGGUAAAAUUCAAGAUCAUGAGCACCAUCACCUUCGCGCACCUAACAGAGAGGAUUUCUUAAAAAUGUCGGAAGUGCAACGCAUGGAGCUUAGUAAAAGUAUCCGCGUUUAUUGUAUCAUACUUGGAGAAUCCAAAUAUGAGAGUUAUCGGGCUAUACUGAAAGACACUUGGACCAAACACUGUGAUAAAGCUGAGUUCUACAGUACUAAAAACAGUCGUUUGUUCAAUACAGAAACAAAUGACAUGUGGCUACAGAUGAGGGAAACCUACAAAUAUGUCUUUGAAAAGUAUGGCUAUGACUACAAUUGGUUCUUUCUUGCACGUCCCACUACGUUUGCUGUCAUUGAAAAUUUAAAGUAUUUUUUGUUUAAGAAGAAUGCAACCCAGCCAUUCUAUCUGGGCCAUACUAUAAAAUCUGGAGACCUCGAAUACGUAGCUAUGGAAGGAGGCAUUGUCUUAAGUAUGGAGUCCAUGAAAAGACUUAACAGAGUUCUCAACUCUGAAAACUGUGAAGAUCAAAGUAUCCUUUGGAAGUUAUCUGAAGACAGGCAGCUGGCCAUCUGCCUGAAAUAUGCAGGAGUUCUUGCAGAAAAUGCAGAGGAUUCCGAAGGAAGACAUGUAUUUAAUACAGAACCAAUUGUACACCUUAUUAAAGAGGCAAUGUCUAAUAACCCUCAGCAAGUAGUAAAAGGCUGCUGUUCAGAUAUGGCUAUCACUUUUAAUGGACUGACUCCUAGAAAGAUGGAAGUAAUGAUGUAUGGCGUGUACCGGCUUAGGGCGUUUGGACAUCAUUUCAAUGACGCACUGGUUUUCUUACCCCCAAAUGGUUCAGAAAAUGACUGA
Trichechus manatus latirostris (Florida manatee) is the source of this 945-nucleotide messenger RNA. RefSeq names its product C1GALT1 specific chaperone 1 like (gene C1GALT1C1L). Lineage: Eukaryota; Metazoa; Chordata; Mammalia; Sirenia; Trichechidae. The transcript has a single exon. Gene Ontology annotation, molecular function: N-acetylgalactosaminide beta-1,3-galactosyltransferase activity. The coding region runs from base 1 to 945 and encodes 314 amino acids. The record is from RefSeq and is a predicted model, not a curated record.